AUGAAUUCCUCCUUCCCUUUCCCAGAGAGCCACCUCCGCCUGCAGGAGCUUUUGAAAGGAGAGAACGUGUCCCUGCCUGGAGUAUGGAAUGGGAGCCAGGAGCUGAACUGGGAGGAGCUGGAAAAGAUGCUCUUCCUGUUUGCAAAGGAGCCUGUCACCAUCAGCCUGACCAUCCUGUACCUGCUCUCUUUUGUGGUGGGAUUUGUUGGGAACAUCAUGUCCAUCAAAGUGCUCACCAGGAAGCGUAGCAGUCGGAUGCCCAGUCUGAGUGCCACCAGGAGCCUCCUUAUCAACCUGGCCAUCUGCGACUUGAUGGUGGUGUGCGUCUGCAUGCCCAUCACGGUGGGGAACUUGAUAUACAAAGCCUGGGUGUACGGGGACUUCCUGUGCAGGGCUGUGCCAUUCAUCCAGGCCGUGUCUGUCUCAGCCAGUGUGCUCAGCCUCACGGUCAUUAGUGUGAACAGGUAUUACAGUGUUCACAACCCUCUGAAUGCCAGGUCCUUCUUCACCCAGAGGAAGAUCCUCAGCGCCAUCCUGGUGGUGUGGGUCCUGUCCUCUGGGAUCUGCAUGCCCCUUAUAUUCAUGAACAAAAGGGAUGAGAUUGGGGCAGUGGAGGGACUGCCAUUGGUGUUCCCAAUCUGCAGGGAAAUAUGGCCUCAAGAGAAGCUCAAGCAAGCCUACAACUUCCUGCUCUUCUGUGCCCUCUACUGCCUGCCCGUGCUAUUCAAUAUGGUCAUCUGCUUCCUGACCGUGCGAAGGCUGUGGAGCUGCACCAGCCAGUUGAAGGAGUGCAACUCACUGAACCGAUCCCUGCCAGCCUCCAGGCUGAAGAUCCGCAAGAAGGUGGCCCAGAUGGUGGUGGCCCUGGUCCUGCUGUUUGCCAUCUCCUGGCUGCCCUUCUACAUGAUGGACAUCUGGAUUGACUUCAACAUCCCCAACUCUUUGCAGGAUGUGACUCCAUCUCCCUGGGUCCUGCAGCUCAGACCUUUUGCUCAGUGGCUAGGCCUCACCAACUCCAGCCUCAACCCCAUAUGCUAUUGCUUUGUUGGGAACCUCUACAGGUCAGCCAAAGAAAUGAAGAGCAAAUACCACCAGAGGAUGGUUUCCCUUUUUAACUUCUCUCUGUCUGAAGGGACUGCACUUUCUUCUGUGCCUGAGUUGCUCUCUUACAGGAACUCCAUGGACUCUGCAAGGAAAGAGUCCAGCUGCACCCUAGCAAUGGGCAAGAGGUGUCAGGGGGACUCUGACCCUAAGAACAACUGUGAAACUUCACUAAUGUCCUGCCAGCCUCUGUCUCUAAACACCAGGUCUAGUGAAAAGACUUCUCUCUAA
Messenger RNA from Terrapene triunguis (Three-toed box turtle), 1332 nucleotides. RefSeq names its product galanin receptor type 1-like. Gene Ontology annotation, biological process: G protein-coupled receptor signaling pathway. The transcript has a single exon. Bases 1 to 1332 code for a protein of 443 amino acids. Gene Ontology annotation, molecular function: G protein-coupled receptor activity. The record is from RefSeq and is a predicted model, not a curated record. NCBI's taxonomy places the organism in Eukaryota, Metazoa, Chordata, Testudines, Emydidae. Gene Ontology annotation, cellular component: membrane.